Molecule: messenger RNA, 1620 nt
Organism: Kazachstania africana CBS 2517
Lineage: Eukaryota; Fungi; Ascomycota; Saccharomycetes; Saccharomycetales; Saccharomycetaceae
Gene: KIN1
Product: serine/threonine protein kinase KIN1
Exons: 1
Coding region: 1-1620 (539 amino acids)
Biological process (GO): microtubule cytoskeleton organization; intracellular signal transduction; protein phosphorylation
Cellular component (GO): cytoplasm
Molecular function (GO): protein serine/threonine kinase activity; tau-protein kinase activity; ATP binding
Source: RefSeq, a predicted model, not a curated record
AUGGCAAAUGCUAAUACGAGAGAGUCGCCGAAUGACAGCGACAUGCAAACAGAUGAAUCUGUAAUUACAAACACAAAUUUGAGCGGAGUACUUGGUAUACCUCAAAGAACUGAUGUUACAGCUUCUGAGGAAAACUCAGGUGGAAGGAUACAACUAGGUGAAUGGAUUUUUUCAAGAACGUUAGGCAAAGGUGCCAAAGGUACAGUUAAGCUAGCAAAACAUAGGGCUUCCGGUCAAAUCUGCGCUGUAAAAAUAACAAUUCGGUACCAGUCAGUUAUUCUAAAUAAAUGCAAUACCCAGAAUAUUGAAGAUGUAAAAUGUAGCAAAGAAUUCAAAACUGCAAUACAACAUGACAGAAGGACCAUGCAAGAAUUUCAACUGAGUAGAGUUCUUCGACAUCCUCAUAUAUGCAAAUUUUAUAAGAUGGAAGAGAUGCGCUACCAUUAUUAUAUGUUUCUAGAGUAUAUUCAGGGUUGUACACUACUAGAAUAUGUUUCUUCACAGAAUGCCAAAAAAUUAAAUGAGGAAAUAGCUAGAGACUUCGCAGGGCAAAUACUGAAUGCCCUGGCGUAUUUGCACUCUAAUAACAUUGUACACAGAGACCUGAAGAUGGAAAAUAUAAUGGUCACCAAUGAAGAUAAGACAAUCAAACUCAUAGACUUCGGUCUAGGAUGCUUUUACGACCAAAAUAGUACUUUAAAUGAUUAUUGUGGUUCUUUGUACUAUGCUGCACCGGAAGUACUGAAGAGAGAUUAUUAUAUUGGACCGGAAGUUGAUAUAUGGUCCUUUGGCGUGGUCCUAUACAUUAUGGUAACAGGAAAACUUCCCUUUAAGGGAAGAAGCAAAGGGAGACUGAUGAAGCAUAUUUUAUCUGGUCAAGUGAAGUUCCCAAACUUUCUCUCCAUGGAUGUCAUUUCGCUGCUAUCGAGAAUUCUAGAAAUUGAUCUGUCUUUUAGGUUCAGUCUGUCAGACAUUAUUAAACAUCAAUGGUUUUGGAUUUGUGACAUCAAAUACUGGGAGCUUAUCUACCCCAUGUGUAAAAGAGAGAAGAUAACAGAAUAUACGAUUAGCUUCAGUGUUCUGAGCGAAAUGCGUCAUCUUAACUUUAUUUUUGAUAUAGACGAAACAUACGAUGACUUAUGUGACAUUGUCACCGAAUGGCGCUACUUGCGUUUAGCAGACAUUAGCCAAUAUAUUGUAUUAGAUUAUUUGUGGGAUCCCAAAGGAAAUGAAAACCUAUUACCAUAUGCUGGUUCUAUCCUAGGAUACCAUCCGUUGAUAUCAAAAUAUUACUUAGUGCGAGAUUGGAUGCAUUAUUCAGAAUUUUCAAGAAGGCUAUGCCUGUUUUGCCAUGAUCGAAGAUCUACUGAUAUAGAUAAAGAAUUUCCGGAAACAUACUCAUUGUGUGAUGAUUAUAUGGAUAUGAUGAGGAUACAUGGCGAUUCAAAGGUCUUCUAUGAGACCUCGAGAGUGACGAAACGGGAUCAUCCGUUAGAGAUUAGGCAAGGGCUCUUUACCAACAUAGAUUGUGAAACAGAGGAUAGUAGCUUGAUGGAGAAUCACAGCCAUUUGAGUGAGCACUUUACAGACAGUCCUCUAUAUGAGGAGAGGCAAUCUUGA